This is a messenger RNA of Xylaria bambusicola, 1119 nucleotides long. Its product is annotated as NADH:flavin oxidoreductase/NADH oxidase. The record is from RefSeq and is a predicted model, not a curated record. NCBI's taxonomy places the organism in Eukaryota, Fungi, Ascomycota, Sordariomycetes, Xylariales, Xylariaceae. Gene Ontology annotation, molecular function: NADPH dehydrogenase activity; FMN binding. Bases 1 to 1119 code for a protein of 372 amino acids. The transcript is spliced from 3 exons.
AUGUCGAAAUUGUUUAAGCCCAUGCGCGUGGGCUCCAUGACCCUUGGUCAUCGAAUAGCAAUGGCGCCAUUAACGCGGUAUCGCUGCGACGACGACUAUGUCCCGCUUCCCAUGGUUAAAGAGCACUAUGAGCAGAGAGCUGCAGUGCCCGGAACUCUCCUUAUUACUGAGGCUACGUUCAUCUCCAGAUCAUCGGUCGGUCGGGACAAUGGCCCUGGUAUCUACAAUGAGGCACAAAUUUCAAGGUGGAGGGAAAUUACAGACGCCGUGCACAAGAAGGGGUCUUUUAUCUACUGUCAGAUAUGGCAUCUUGGUCGAGCAGGAUGGCCAAGGAUUCACGAGGCCAGGGGUAAUAAGCUUAAAUCUUCUAGUGCCCUCCAGAUCAAUGAGACAACCGGCUUGCCAGAAGAGAUGACAGAAGAGGACAUAUGGGAGGUCAUUAACGACUUUGCAGCAGCCGCCAAGAACGCAGUGAAGGCAGGAUUCGACGGUGUCGAGUUACACGGCGCCAACGGGUACUUAAUCGACCAGUUCCUGCAAGACGUGUCCAACAAGCGAACCGAUGGCUGGGGUGGCAGCAUCGAAAAUCGCGCGAGGUUCGCGGUAGAGGCUACUAAGGCUGUUGUCGACGCUAUCGGAGCCGACAAGACCGCUAUUCGACUAAGUCCUUUCAGCGACUUUCAAAGCAUGGGCAUGGAAGACGCUGUCCUCUAUCCUCAGUUCGAGUAUCUCGCCCAGCAGUUGAAGCCUUUAAAUCUAUCUUAUCUCCACCUCGUCGAACCGCGCAUCUCAGGGAACACGGAGGCCGACUGUGGUGCAGGCCACAGCUUAGAUUUCUUGUUCAAGGUGUGGGAUAAUCAAACCCCUAUUAUGCUUGCCGGAGGGUAUGUGCCGGAGUCUGCGAUGAGGGCAGUUGAUGAGAAGUGGAAGGACUCUGAUGUUAUUAUUGCGUUCGGAAGGUACUUCAUCUCGAACCCGGACCUGGUCUUCAGAAUAAAGGAGGGCAUCAAAUUCGCAGAUUACGAUCGGUCAACGUUCUAUACCAAGAAAGCGGCGGAAGGGUACACCAAUCUCCCGUUUAGCGAACAGUACCGGGCUUUGUACGAGACGAAGGCGUAA